CCCAUACCUUGACCACAAACUCAACAUCCACCACCCAACACCACAACCACCAUCAUGCCCACAAAAACCAUCAUCAUAAUCGGCAUAACUGGCAAUCAAGGCCACUCCAUCGCGCAGCGCUUCCUUCGCGACCCAACCUACCAUAUCCGCGGCAUAACCCGGAACCCAUCAUCCCCGACAGCCCAAGCCCUCUACGCCCAAGGCAUUGAGCUCAUCCCCGCCGAUCUCGACGACCCCCAAACCCUCAUCCCCGCAUUCAAAGACGCAAACCUUAUCUUCAGCGUAACCAACUACUGGGAACCGUUCUUCCGGCCGGACGGUCGCCAAAAGGCCAUUGAAUUGGGCAUUUCAUGUCGGAGAUACGCAUACGAGGUGGAACUCCAACAGGGGAAGAAUAUUGCCGACGCGGCGGCAACGACCGUUGAUUCUCUCGACGAGAACGGGUUUAUUGUUUCAACGUUGAGUCAUGCGGGACGGUGUAGUGGGGGGAGAUUGACCGAGGUGUAUCAUUUUGAUGCUAAGGCGGAGGUGUUUCCGGAUUAUGUGAGGGAGAAGUAUCCCGAGUUGGCGGGGAAGAUGUCGUGUGUGCAGACGGGGUAUUUUGUGGGGAGUUAUCGGUUGGUUCCGGGGGCUUAUUUCGCGAAGAACGUCACGGAUGAAGGGAAAGUUGGGUAUGAGAUGACGUUCACGACGGCACCGGAUGCAGUGGUUCCUCAUUUGGAUGUUCAGGCUGAUAUGGGGAAUUUUGUGUAUGCGGUGGCGAAGAUGCCCCCCGGGAAGAGUUAUAUGGCGUGUGGGACGAGGUGUAGUUGGUCGGAGUAUAUGAGGUUGUGGGGGGAGGUCAAUGGGGUUCCUGCCCGAUAUCGACAGAUUACUUUAAAGGAGUUGAUGGAGAGGACUCCUGAUCGGGAGUUUGGACGGGAGGUGGGGGAUAUGUUUACUUAUUCGACGGAUCCGGGAUAUGAUGGUGGUGAUGAGGGGUUGUUGAUGGCGAGGGAUAUAGAGAAUGCUGGGGUUGAAUGUCCGAUGACGAGUUUGGAGGAGUGGAUGAAGAAGGAGGAUUGGUCGUCUGUUUUGGGGAAAUGAUGGGGUGGGGUAGUUGAUACUCAUGAUGCUAUUCGUGGAUGAUGUUACUAUAAGCUUUUUUAAGAGUUGGUGGUCGGUUUGGGGUGGUACUGGAUGUUGCCCGAUGUUUGAAGAACCCAGUGAGGUAUCUCAAUGGAGACACGGCGGGAGAAGGAAUUAGGGAAGGCAUUGAGUUAAACGUCAAGUAAAACGGUGAACAUUUUAUCUCUUCAACUAUGACAACCAAGCGAUCAAUUAUUC
Molecule: messenger RNA, 1326 nt
Organism: Aspergillus sclerotioniger CBS 115572
Lineage: Eukaryota; Fungi; Ascomycota; Eurotiomycetes; Eurotiales; Aspergillaceae
Product: NAD(P)-binding protein
Exons: 3
Coding region: 55-1086 (343 amino acids)
Source: RefSeq, a predicted model, not a curated record